AUGGCCGGAGCGGCGCCGGCUCCUGGGCCAGCAGAGUUGCCAACAGGGGUCACCCAGGACCAAGCCCUUGAUUUUCUUGAUAAGCAGGUAAGUUCUGAUCUGGUGCAUAUUUUCCAAGAAUGCGGAAUGCCUUUGGGAUUGCAGUAUCGAUUGGGACAAAACUUCAAAUCAGUGAUGCGAUUCUCGACAUACGCUGACACACGGGGCGAAGUGCGCACUGCUUUGAAAGAUGAUCACCAGUUGGAGGCCACGGACCAGGCGAGCAGAGCUGUCGUUGCAGCAGUAGUUUCAGCCUGGGAGACAUCGCGCGAGGUCGCAAGCAAGGAAACGGAGUUGAGGGCAGAGGCGCGCAUGCUGGGCGUCAGCAGACCAGUGACGCAGACUGAGAAGCAGGCUAUGAGGGUUGCGUAUGAGGCAGCCCACGGGACGCUCGAGGAGGCAUUCGAGCCUUCCGACGACUACAUCUCUGCAAAGCUUGAGGAGGUCGAGAGUGGCGAGAUCACCGCUAGUGCCCUUUCUGAAGUGACAUCCAAGAAGAAGGUGAAGACCAUGGGGAUACAGACGACAGUGGAUACUGGAGGUCAUGUCAGGAUCGUCAAACAGAAGAACAAAGGGGUAAUGCCCUCACAUACAGAAGAGCUGAGAACGGUGCUGAGAGUUGAGGGCAAUAUGUGGACAUUUUUGGCAUCCAAGUACAAGAACAAGAUCUUUUUCCAAGGCAUGGGGCCAGAUGCUUGGCUGGGAUAUGCAAACUACUUGCUUGGAGAACGGGUGUACUUGCUGCAGGUCCCGGUCACCGGAAAGGGCGGGAAGAUGGAUCAAAUCCCACUGAAACCGCCAUGGGUGGUGAUCCUCAACUAUGAAUACGAGUUGAGGAAAGAAGCGAUCAAGAGAGCCUUUCGUGAUUCCCGCCCCUUGCGCGAGACCCUUCGGGAGGUGACAGAUGAUGCACAGUUGAAAGAACAGUAUUUCACAGCUCCCAUAGCGCUGCAAAACAGAGGAAAGCGUGGCAGUGAUCAAUGGGAUGGCCAGCACGAUGAUGGAAAAUGGCACCGGGACACCUGGCGAAAAGGAGCUGGCUGGGGCAAAGGCACACCGCGCAAAGGAGAUGACAAAGGACGUGGCGAUCAAAAGGGCAAGGACAAGAAAGGAAAGGACCCAAAGGGUCCUGGCAAAGGGAAGCGUGAGAGCGUCACCACCACUCGAACGCCAGACGGGAGGUGGAUCUGCUUUGACUACUCCGGGCCAGGAUGUGAUGGAAACUGCGGCAUGGUACACUGCUGCAUGGUCAAAGGACAGGGCGGCAUGGGCCUGGUCCUUCCAGGUCGCACACUUAUCCUUUUGGUUUUCCUUGGUUGGCAGAGAGGCCCUGAGGCGCAGCUCAGAUGGCCGCAGUUCGAUGCAACAGGGUCCUAUGUAGGGCCAAUUGGCCGGUGCGAGCAUUUGCAUCAUGGUGGCGCCGGCAUAGCGCACGAUGGAAGUUGGAAAACGGACACACCUCUUCCGUUGGCCUUCUGUGAACAUGUGGUGCAGAUGGCAUGUGAUUGGCAGAUGUCUGGGCGCGCUACAGACGACGUCGGCCAUCCGGCUGAACAGUUCGCCACAUGCUUGCUAGAGCAGUCCGAUUCGCGUAAGCUUGGGAAACAUGAUGGAGAAGCUCUGGCCCGCCUGCUCGAAUACGAAGCACCGCAUCCGGCAGCAGUGGCAGAUGCGGCCCCGGAGCAAAGUGGCGGCAAGGCCUUCUUCGGCGGAGCCUACACUAAGGGUGGCGUCACGGGUUUGCGCCGUUCUUGCCGGCUGUUCCCUCAGUCCCUUAAGUGCCUCACCUUGCUCCUGCGUGAUGCCUUCCCCAACAAGCCCUUUAGUUCUCUUGUGGUGUUCAAUAACGUCAAGAGUACUAUGCACAAAGACGUGCACAACGCGCCUUAUCCAAACUUGCUUCUUGCAUUGACCACUUUCCAAGAUGGGCAGGUUUGGAUGGAAAGCAGCCACGGUCAUGUCGUGCGCAUGGUUCGCGGCAUCCCGCGCAAAGGCGUUCUUCUCCCAGUGGCCCGGGCUCCGCAGGAGCUCCAGGCUCACAACUGCUUCCAUCAAACCGAGGCGUGGACUGGUGAUCGAGUUCUCUUAGUUGGAUUCACAGUCACCCGCCUUCACUCGCUGUCACCGCUCAUGCGUGAUAACCUCCUCUCUUUGGGCUUCGUCCUUCCCCCAUCUGCUCACCUGCCACAGCAAGGGGGGGAGGGGCUCGCUGAUCGGGAGGCCGAAGCGGUGCCGGCGAUGGCAUUACAGCAACAUGAACUCCACGCUGCUAACACCCCUUCAGGAGGGACCAUCCUGGAGGCACCUGAUCCUGGCUCUAGCACCGCUUCAGGAGGGACCAUCCUGGAGGCCCCGGGCCCCAUCCUUGGCACCCCUUCAGGAGGGACCAUCCUGCUGGCACCUGAGGCUCCCCUUUCCGACCAACCCGAUGGCGAGGACGUUGGUGACCCCCAAGAGUUUGACCCACGCACAUCCCGUUGCAGUGGGCCGGCCUUGCGUUGUCGGCACACACAGGUCCGGCGUGAACUUGUGGAUGGAUUUGGCUUGUGCUCCCCGGGGAGGUGGCGACCGAAGUCACGUGGGGCAUUAGCUUCCGACAUUGAGCACAGCCAUUCACUUAGCAUACGCAGGAUUCUUGUCAGUGCGCUGCGGGAGGCCAUCCCCGACAGGAAGAAAGCUGCCUUCAUGCUUGCCACGGGGAAGAUGGAGAGCUCACCAUUUUCACGUAGCACCAUCGCUAAGGUCAGGGAACGGAUUGCUGCUUUGUUGCCAGACCCUGAGCAGGCAAUGCAGAUUCCCCAAGGACAACCUUUCAUGUUGCACAUGCUUUCCCAGUCGCUCCGGGUGUUUGGGGAUCCUGACUAUGCAAUCCUGGACCAAGGGAAGGACUCGUUUGCAGAAGGGGUGCCCCUUGGUUGGGAUAAGCCCAUCGGCAGGGCUCCUCAGGUGUUCCCGAAGAGGACGCACUUCCGGAAGCUUGACGAGACCGAGUUUGAUCCCUCCAUGGUGAACUACCGGUCAGCCGAACUAAAUGCUGAACAGUUGGAAGAGAAGUUUCGUCAAGACGAACGGGAAGGCCUGAUGAUCUGCACCACGGAAGCUGAGGCUAAGAAGAAAUAUGGAGAGGACGCUGUGCUGAUCGCUGCGAUGGGAGCAGUGACCAAAGCUAAUGGUGAUGUGCGGCCGCUACAUGACGGCACCCAUGGCAUCAACCUAAACAACCGGAUCGUGAUCACAGACAAACUGCAGGCGCACCGACGCGUAAAGGUGCGGGAGGCCGAUUGGCCAUGCUCUGCCGCAUACUACUGGUCGCGCCUUUUCGGAGCCGUUGGACGGUGGACUUUCCGGGUCCUUUCCUUGGACCAAUUCUACAUGUUGAUCUACGUGGAUGAUCUCCACGUCGUGGUGUUUGGCUGCGAUAAGUACGAUACCCUAUGGCUGCUUUUCUUGGCCCUUGAAGUGAUGGGGACUCCUUUCUCUUUUCACAAGUUCAAAGGGGGAGUGGAAGUGGACUACAUUGGAUAUCACCUCAGCUACUUCACGUGGGCAGCUGGCAUUUCGGAGAAGCGGGCAUCCUGGAUCGUUGAAUGGAUCGAUCGAGUGGAAGCCGACGGGUGGAUGGUGUCUGGCAGGCGGCUGGUGGAGUUCACCGGACGUCUCAACUUUGUGACACGCAUGAUCACUUGGUUGAAACCUUUCCUGGCACCAUUGUUUGCUUGGAACGGGGUGCUCAGCCGCAGCGCAGUGGCGCGCCUACCCGAGAUGGUGAUGCUAGUCCUUCGAUUUUUCCGCCACCAAUUUUCAUCAGGAGCUCGACUUGAUUCUGUGCACAUGACCUGGCCAGCGCAACAGAGGCAGGCAUUUCGGACUGAUGCUAAGUGCGAAAGGGGGCGCAUUGUGUUGGGGGGCUGGUCCUUAGAUCAUGGGGUUGAUACUAGGCAAGCACCGUGGUUUGCUUUGGAGGUUUUCCCUAAUGACUUGCCAGCACUCUUCAAACCUGAUGGGUCGUCCGAGUGGGCCUCCACUGCCGCGGAGCUGCUCGGCUCAUAUGUCGGGCUUCAUGCAUUCGGGCAUUUGAAGAAAUCUGCCGGGCGGGACUCCUUGAAGAUGCAGGUGUGCGGUGGAACUGACAACAAAGCCACCCCGGCCAUCGCUGCAAAGGGUUUAUCUAACAAGUGGCCCGUGCAAGGGAUCCACAUGCAGUUGUCGGUUGCCCUUCGUGAAGCUAAUAAGGUUUGCAAGCUUGCCUGGAGGCCACGGGAAGAAAAUCAGGAUGCUGACGAUUUGACUAACUUGAAAACGGAAAGCUUUGUUCCUUCAAAAAGGGUGACAGUUGCGUUGAAAGAUUUGCCAAUGGGAUUGUUUCACGAGUUGCAUGAGCACUACGAAUCCUUCAGGGAUGAACGGGCAGCCAUGUCGGCUGCUAAGAAAAUUGAGCCUAAGGCCACUAAGAGGCAGAAGUUGCUUGACAAAACGGAAUGGUAG
Symbiodinium natans is the source of this 4524-nucleotide messenger RNA. Lineage: Eukaryota; Dinophyceae; Suessiales; Symbiodiniaceae. The record is from the annotation of a GenBank genome assembly.